Xyrauchen texanus (razorback sucker) is the source of this 358-nucleotide messenger RNA. It is a transcript of the gene cart1, whose product is annotated as cocaine- and amphetamine-regulated transcript 1. The record is from RefSeq and is a predicted model, not a curated record. The transcript is spliced from 3 exons. Lineage: Eukaryota; Metazoa; Chordata; Actinopteri; Cypriniformes; Catostomidae. Gene Ontology annotation, molecular function: neuropeptide hormone activity. Gene Ontology annotation, biological process: positive regulation of MAPK cascade; cellular response to starvation; negative regulation of appetite. The coding region runs from base 38 to 358 and encodes 106 amino acids.
AGAAGUUCGUCUCAAAGCAGUCCUGAUUCUCGAUACAAUGGUUAGAGAUCGGAUCUUUCUACUAACUGUUACCUGCUCUGUCUUAUUGUUACUAGUUAGUUGUGAUGAUUUUCUAGAGAUCCGCUCACCAGAAGAUGACAUGAAGGCUCAAGAGGAGAAAGACCUGAUUGAAGCCCUUCAAGAAGUGCUUGAAAAACUGAGAAACAAGCAAAUUCCCACUGUUGAGAAGAAGUUUGGUUGGGUGCCCUCCUGUGAUGCAGGUGAGCAGUGUGCGGUCCGGAAAGGCGCUCGAUUCGGGAAGCUCUGCAGCUGUCCUGGAGGAACCACCUGCAGUUUCUCCAUCCUCAAGUGUUUGUAA